Scophthalmus maximus (turbot) is the source of this 814-nucleotide messenger RNA. It is a transcript of the gene alox5ap, whose product is annotated as arachidonate 5-lipoxygenase-activating protein. Gene Ontology annotation, molecular function: enzyme activator activity; leukotriene-C4 synthase activity; glutathione peroxidase activity. Gene Ontology annotation, biological process: leukotriene biosynthetic process. NCBI's taxonomy places the organism in Eukaryota, Metazoa, Chordata, Actinopteri, Pleuronectiformes, Scophthalmidae. Gene Ontology annotation, cellular component: membrane; endoplasmic reticulum; nuclear envelope. Bases 111 to 572 code for a protein of 153 amino acids. The record is from RefSeq and is a predicted model, not a curated record. The transcript has 5 exons.
ACAUCACAGAGGGACACAUCGUAUUUAUGCUCAUGCAGUCGACGGUCAUUCCGCAUUGACGCUCAGCCUCCCUCAGCCUCAGCAUCCACCUUGCAGCUGCCGCCGUGGUCAUGGAGUCCGACAAAGUGGUGGAGAGAAUCUACCUCCUGGUCAUCGUCACCCUCAUCAGCGUACUUCAGAACGUAUUCUUCGCCCAGAAGGUAGAGAAGGAAUGCAAGACGGCGACAUCUUCUACUUGCCGAGUGUCCUGUGCCAAUCGUAACUGCAUGGACACUUACCCCACUUUCCUGGCAGUGAUGUGGUGUGCCGGCCUUUGUCUCAGUCAAGCUCCUGCCGCCUUCGCUGGGAUCAUCUAUCUCAUGGUCAGGCAGAAGUACUUCGUCGGAUACUUGGGACAAACCUCUCAAAGCACCCCAGGCUACCUGUUUGGGAAACGCAUCAUCUUCUUCCUGUCCCUCAUGUGCAUCGUGGGCAUCUUCAACUACCUGCUGUGGCGCUACUUCGGCAGCGACUAUCAGGAGCACGUGCAGACCAUCACCAGCGCCGCGUCUGCUCUUCUCCUCAUCCCGUAGACCGGCGCGUGUCCCGACACCUGCCCACAUUCGCCCUUAAACCGAUGAGACCUGUUGCAUUAAAACACGUUUGUCCUGCUUUUGUCGUUGUGCAAGGGGAUUUAUUGUUAGAGCUUAUUCGAGUUUCGGUUGAAAUAUAGAAAACUUCUCCAUAAACACAUGGUACAAACUUGUGAUAAAACAUUUGAUUUUGUAGUGGCAAAUACAACACAAUAAAAUUUUUUUAAAAAGUGUGCAAAUCA